Molecule: messenger RNA, 1077 nt
Organism: Lathyrus sativus (Indian pea)
Lineage: Eukaryota; Viridiplantae; Streptophyta; Magnoliopsida; Fabales; Fabaceae
Source: the annotation of a GenBank genome assembly
AUGUCCGAAACCAAUUCGCCGCCUCGAACCUCCGGUUAUCUCGAUGCUCUCUCUCAAGCGAUCCACAAGAAGCUUCAGAGGGCGCUGGCUAGUUCAUCGCAGAGGCGUAAUUUGUUGCAGGAGCUUUUUGCUGAUAUAGCUUUAGAGGUUGAUGAUCGAGCCAAAGAUGUAAUUUUCAACAAGGAAGAAGAUGUCAUUUCUCCUGCAAAUGAUGUCAUUGAUGGUCCGCUAUGUUUCUAUGAUGUGCUUGCUGAUUACUUUGUACAAGUGCCUGAAAGUGGAAAGCCCGUCCUUGACUUGAUUGUCCAACUUUGGAGCCAGUCAUUUGCUUCACAUAUUUUUAGCCUCUUGUUUCACAAAUGGAUGUUUGAAGUUCAUCUUGAUAAUCCAGAAGUGCUCCUUCGGUAUUCAUCUGCCCUGGUUCAAGGUGCCACAAAUGUUUUCUGGAUUGACAUUCAGACAAAUACAAAGCGUUUCCAGUCUAUAUUCCGUUACCUCUUGGAUGACGUUGCAUUACACCACAGUAGAUUGAAUAAAAUUCCUCUCCAGGCACAGCGAGAUAUGUAUCUUUUGCUCUCAAGGUUCAUUCUAUUUUACAAUUCAGCUGGCAAAAUCGAUAGCUUCUUGAAACAAUGCCCUGUUUUUCAAACUGCCUUCUUAGUUGGCAGUCCUGCAGAUAUAUUUGUGAAUGAACUCACGGAUCAGCUACAAAAGCUUAAGGUGGAACCUGUACUGCUGCAUUAUCUUUCAGAAAUCAAGGUCCUUCAGGGUAUGGAAUUGAGAAUGACUACAAGUACGAGAUUGAAAACUUGUUUGUAUAGUUUUACUUCUCCUGGUGGUCCAAUGUACCCGACCAGAGCUGUUCGUCAUGCUGCGUGGGAAGCACUAGAUUUUCUUUUUCCGGUUGGGCAAUACCCUCGGCAUCUCAUAAGUCUGUUCUUCAGGUUGCUCUAUCCAUGGUAUUGGCCAUCCUCUUGUUGGAACUUUGUGGUUUCGUGCAUUCGGGCUAUCUUUUAUUCCUUACUGAGGCUGAUAUUUUCUGCGUGGGAAAAAAUUGCCAAACCAAAAAGUCAAUAA